CAGCACGCGCCACGUGCGUGGCCGAGGCCCGCUGCACACGAGGCGGGCGGCUGGGGGGCAGGGGGGCCGGUGCCGUUGAGGGUUCCCGCCACGGCUGCUGGCGGGGAGGGGUUCGCCCGGCAAAAUUUCGCGCUGGCUAGCCUUCUUUUCCCUCCCGCACUUUGGUGGGGAGGGGGUGGAUCCUCGAAUCGGCGCCCCGGUUCACGAUGACCUGAGAGAUCCCGAGGACGCAGUGGCGGCGGCCUUUUCCCCCAGCGCCUCCACCUGCUGGCCUCGGAGGGGACGGAGCACGGAGGCCGCCGGGACUGCGACGCAAACAUCAAAUCAGACGCAAACAGAUUCAUUGUCUCCAUCCCCUAAUCCUGUGUCACCUGUGCCUUUGAAUAACCCAACAAGUGCCCCAAGAUAUGGAACUGUGAUCCCUAAUCGCAUCUUUGUAGGAGGAAUUGACUUUAAGACGAAUGAAAAUGACUUGAGAAAAUUUUUUUCCCAAUAUGGGUCUGUAAAAGAAGUGAAGAUUGUAAAUGACAGAGCUGGAGUGUCCAAAGGGUAUGGUUUUGUCACUUUUGAAACCCAAGAAGAUGCACAAAAAAUUUUACAAGAGGCUGAGAAACUUAAUUAUAAGGAUAAGAAAUUGAACAUUGGUCCAGCAAUAAGAAAACAACAAGUAGGGAUUCCUCGUUCUAGUAUAAUGCCAGCUGCUGGAACCAUGUAUUUAACAACUUCAACUGGAUAUCCUUACACUUACCACAAUGGUGUUGCUUAUUUUCAUACUCCAGAGGUAACUUCUGUUCCACCACCUUGGCCUUCACGUUCCAUAUCUAGUUCUCCUGUGAUGGUAGCUCAGCCUGUUUAUCAACAACCUGCAUAUCACUACCAGGCCCCAGCACAGUGUCUACCAGGACAAUGGCAGUGGGGUGUUCCUCAGUCUCCUGCCUCGUCUACUCCAUUCUUAUACCUGCAACCUUCUGAAGUCAUUUAUCAGCCAGUGGAAAUUGCACAAGAUGGUGGAUGUGUUCCUCCUCCACUGUCUCUGAUGGAAGCUUCAGUUCCAGAGCCUUAUUCUGAUCAUGGAGUCCAAGCAACCUAUCACCAGGUUUAUGCACCAAGUGCCAUUGCUAUGCCUGCACCUGUGAUGCAACCUGAGCCAAUUAAAACAGUGUGGAGCAUUCAUUAUUAAGACAAUUGGGCAGCUCUAGUCCAGCUCAACUGAUUUCUUGUCCAAUGAUCCUUGUGUGACCAAGAUCCAGCUUCAAGGAACCGGCUAGAAGCUGCCCGUUGUGAAACUUAGGGUUAGUUAAUACCUCACCAUUUAUUUAUUCCACUAUAAGCUGUCUAAAUUUAGCCAGAUUUGCUUUUUCAGCUGUUUUACAAAAUUAUUUAGAUAGAUGUGGCAUGUUGGUUUUUUAUGUGUUAAUCUAACUGUAGUAACAUUUUCUACAUGUUUUAUCCAUUCCAUAAAUAAUAACUACACUGGGAAUA
Molecule: messenger RNA, 1482 nt
Organism: Dipodomys ordii (Ord's kangaroo rat)
Lineage: Eukaryota; Metazoa; Chordata; Mammalia; Rodentia; Heteromyidae
Gene: Boll
Product: boule-like RNA-binding protein
Exons: 11
Coding region: 692-1180 (162 amino acids)
Molecular function (GO): protein binding; RNA binding
Source: RefSeq, a predicted model, not a curated record